GUUUCUCUUUUCUUCGUCAAACUUUAGAAAAAUAAUUAAAAGGCGGUGAAGACUAUUAGAACAGCUAACUUAUCCGUACAUUAUUCCCUCAAGAUCCCUUUAGCACCGUCUUCAAUAUAAGUUUACAAAUGGACUCUACAGCAUCUUCCCCCCCAUAUUUCGAGGGGAAUACCUUGACCAUUCAAAUUGAUGGACAGCCAUCGAACAAUCUGGACGUAACCGUCCUCAAAGCUUUUGAGCCUUUCACCCUUUCAUGCGCUUUACUUGUUCAGCUCGACUGGUCGAUGUUGAAGUUGAAAGGCCAAUAUGUACUCAAACUCUUCGAUCGACGCUUUGCUACAGAAGUUCGGCGGUAUAAUAAAGCCUGCCCUUGGGAUCCUAAGAUCGAGGACGAAUAUCGCAAUUUCGUCUACGACGAUGACAUAUCAGCGCUUUUUACAUUCUGUGCGGAACAAGAGACCGAUUACAAGUGGACUCCAAGCGCGCAAAAGGACUGGAAUGGAGCUCACCUUGAAGCUUAUCUACAGUACUGCUGCCGAAACUACUAUAUGACGGAAACACAAGUAUACGACCGACUCCCCGAUUUGCAAGGCGAGGAUAUUCCCCGUCUUAUAGCGCGUGUGCUAAUAAGACGCCCCUCGAGCGCCGGUCUAAUCGAUAAAUAUCUCGACUGUCCGGGCAUCCUGUUAGAAUAUAUCCAAGGCUACCACUUAACUGACCUUGAAGAAAACACGCCGAAAGCCGCCUGGCAACAAAUAUGCGAUGAGGCCAUCCGCAUUGUCAACCGGAUCGGCGAGCGAGAUAUCCGCAACGAAGAUGUCAAGACCAGGAAUUUCAUCAUCCGAACAGAUCCACGUACGGCCCUGCUUAAAAUAAUCAUGCUAGAUUUUGGUGCCUGCGUUCUACGGAAACCAGACCAAGACGACCAAGAGUGGCGAGCACAGAAAGCGGCGCAAGACGAAGAGGGCGCGAUUGGCCUGGUCAUGGAAAAGAAGCUAAAAGGAGGCUUUCAAUAUACACGAUCUGAGGGAUCUGAGAGGUUGAUGAGAGAAUUUCAGAGCUGGACACCAAAGCCGAGUUGA
This is a messenger RNA of Eremomyces bilateralis CBS 781.70, 1082 nucleotides long. RefSeq lists its product as uncharacterized. The transcript is spliced from 2 exons. Bases 129 to 1082 code for a protein of 317 amino acids. The record is from RefSeq and is a predicted model, not a curated record. Lineage: Eukaryota; Fungi; Ascomycota; Dothideomycetes; Eremomycetales; Eremomycetaceae.